GGCAUGGCGGUGAUGACGGUCAGAGAGCUGUUUGACUUCAUCACAGACCGGGUCCAUCACCUGCCACAACAUGGACCAGUACCUGACCAAGGCGAUGAUGAUAGCAGCUGAUCGUACGUCAGAGCAGCGUACAGAUCAGGACCGAGUGGACGACGAGGUGUUUAAGAAGGCCUACAUCCCUCGCACCCUGACCGAGGUCAGUCACUACGAGAGAGACGUGGACCUGAUGAAGACCAAAGAGGAGGAGUCAGCUAUCAGCGGUCACCAUGACAACGUUCUGUACCAGACGCUGACCGGACUGAAGAAGGAUUUAUCUGGAGUCCAAACGGUUCCUGCUCUGCUGGAGGACGAUCAGUCUUCCUCCUCAGAGGAAGAGGAGGAGGAAGAGGAAGGAGAGAAAGAUGAAGAAGAGGAGGAUGAGGAGGAGCAGACUGAAGAAUCUCAGCUGGACAAAAAGGUUUUUAACUCUUGUGUUUCCUCGGGUCAAAUUUGACUCGUUUUCAAAGUUUCUACAUAAA
This is a messenger RNA of Perca fluviatilis (European perch), 518 nucleotides long. RefSeq names its product serine/threonine-protein kinase RIO1-like. The transcript is spliced from 5 exons. NCBI's taxonomy places the organism in Eukaryota, Metazoa, Chordata, Actinopteri, Perciformes, Percidae. The record is from RefSeq and is a predicted model, not a curated record. The coding region runs from base 71 to 493 and encodes 140 amino acids. Gene Ontology annotation, cellular component: preribosome, small subunit precursor; cytosol. Gene Ontology annotation, biological process: maturation of SSU-rRNA.